Fusarium vanettenii 77-13-4 is the source of this 1782-nucleotide messenger RNA. RefSeq lists its product as uncharacterized. Gene Ontology annotation, molecular function: arylsulfatase activity. The coding region runs from base 1 to 1782 and encodes 593 amino acids. Lineage: Eukaryota; Fungi; Ascomycota; Sordariomycetes; Hypocreales; Nectriaceae. The transcript is spliced from 4 exons. The record is from RefSeq and is a predicted model, not a curated record.
AUGGCGAACACACGUCCCAACUUUCUCGUCAUUGUCGCCGACGACCUCGGCUUUAGUGACUGCGGUUGCUUUGGAUCCGAGAUCCAGACUCCCAACAUCGACGCACUGGCAGCAGAAGCCAACGGUAUCCGCCUCACAAACUAUUAUGUAGCGGCUGCUUGCUCUCCCACGCGUUCAAUGCUGAUGACCGGCACGGAUCAUCAUAUUGCGGGAUUGGGAGAGCUUGCAGAGUUUACGCGGAGCUCUGUUGGACAGCCGGGACAUGAGGGAUACUUGAAUGAGCGUGUGGUUGCUCUUCCUGAGCUCCUCAAGGAUGGCGGCUAUCACACAAUCAUGGCUGGAAAGUGGCAUCUCGGGUUGAAACCAGAGCAUCAUCCAAUUGCUCGCGGGUUCGUUCGCUCCUUUGCCCUGCUCCCAGGCUGUGCGAAUCACUACGGUUACGAGCCCCAGUACGACGACCCUGACAACGAGCCGCACAAGUUCUUCGAGACGGCCACCCGAGCGCUGCAUGUCGAGGACGAUAAAUUCGUUGAGAAGUUGCCAGACGGAUUUUACUCAUCCGAUGCCUAUGGCAACAAGAUAAUUGAAUACCUCUCAUCGCGGACCAAAGAAGAGAAGCAAGAGCCAUUCUUUGCAUACCUGCCAUUUUCUGCGCCUCAUUGGCCUCUUCAGGCUCCAAAGGAGGUAGUCGACAAGUACAAGGGCCAGUAUUCGGAUGGACCGCAGGAUUUGAGACUCAAACGCCUCCAACGAUUAAAGGACAUGGGUCUCGUAGACCAAGACGUCCAACCUCAUCCUGUGGUUCAAUGCCCAGGCGAACCCGGUCAGUGGGAAGACAUGCCCCAGGACGUGCAGGAGAAAUCAGCCCGUGCAAUGGAAGUCUACGCCGGGAUGGUUGAUCGAAUGGACUGGAACAUCGGUAAGGUCCUUGAAUAUCUGAGAUCUACUGGAGAGUAUGACAACACCUUCAUUCUCUUCAUGUCCGACAAUGGAGCUGAGGGUGCCUCGUAUGAGGCUCUACCAAUCCUCGGCGAUGAGGUUGUUGCUCAUAUCGCCAAGUACUACAACAAUGAAUUGGGCAACAUCGGCCGGGGUGAUUCCUUUGUGUGGUACGGAUCUCAGUGGGCACAGGCUGCCACCGCUCCAUCUCGGCUAUUUAAGCAGUACUCUACUGAGGGAGGCUGCCGAGUGCCGCUGGUGAUCCGGCCCCCACCUAAGCGAUCAGACACAGCUUCAGCCGUCACCAACGCCUACUGCACAGUCAUGGACAUCGUUCCCACAUUCCUCGAGCUCGCUGGCCUGAACCAUCCGGGCAUGAGUUAUAAGGGGAGGGAGAUUGCGCCCCUUCGAGGCAAGAGCUGGCAGCAUUUCAUCUCAGCCCUUGAGUCGAAAGCCCCGAGCUCUACUGACGAGGACUUUAUGAUUCACGGGGAAGAAUAUGUAACAGGAUUUGAGAUCAGUGGAUCAGGAGCCCUUCGAAAGGGCCACUACAAACUAGUCUUUGUACCAGCUCCACGCGGACCCCAAAAGUGGGAGCUCUUCAACGUCAAGGAGGACCCAGGUGAGACAAAGGACUUGAGGGAAGCGGAACCAGAGCGGUUCGAUGAGAUGAUGAAGCUCUGGGAGGAGUACAAGAAGGAUGUGGGUGUUAUUGGUGUGGCGGGAGAAUACCCCGAGGCUAUCCUCGGUAGAACGGUUCCUAUUAAGGAUGAGUUUGACGAUCCGUAUGGAUGGAUCAAGUUUAUGGGAAAGCCAGAUAGGUGUAAAAAGAGAUUCAAAUAA